GAGUACCUUAAAUUAAAACUGAAACAGCACAGAAGUCAGAACACUGAUUGGUACAGUAAAGUGUAAAGAGCACAGAGUACUUUGUUUUUUAAAGGAAAGUAGAGUUAAUUGUUAAAGACUUAAAAUAACUCUAACUGCUGCAGUCUCUACAAUGUAUACUGCAUACUUUCUAAUAAAUUUAGGGUAAUAUUAGUGGCUUGUUUUGGUGUAAUCAGAAAUGAAAAUUCCUCUCUUUAAAAUGUAGAUUGCAGACCAGAAAAACAUAAGAUGCUUAGGUGUCGGCCUCUAAGAAUUUCUAUUCGAGAUAGUUUAGUUUUGUUGCUUCUUAUUAUAUUUAAUACUAUCCAUGUCACAGAUAUGGCUAAUAAUGAAAUGGAUUUAACGAGUAAACAAAUAAAAUCUAAGGAUGAUAGCAAUGGCAAAAUAGUAAAUUUUAGUAGUUCUGAUGAUUAUCUGAAAAGCUGUCCAGUAGUGGAAAAAGAAAAUGAAAUGAUGAAUUGCACUGAUCUCAAUUACCCCUGCAUAAAUUGUGACAGAUCCAUUGAUUGUGUGUAUGGGGCAGUAUACAAUUAUACAUGCUAUGUCAAACCAAAGGUUGUAUGUAAUGGAAUCAAAAAUUUUAACAGGAGCUCAAUCUGCAGAUUUUGCUAUCAGACUGAUAAAUGGGAACAUCAAUGUGAACAAAAAGCUAACUGUAAUUCACUGGCGUCACCAAUAAAAUAUUAUUUAACAAAUUGCACAGUGUCUGAUCAUAUCAUUUGUUUAGGAAAGAGAAGAUUUUUGAAAAAAAUAAAGUGUUCAUGGACAGCUGGUACAAGAUGGGGAACUGCUCUGAUUUUAGCAUUAACACUUGGGGGAUUUGGGGCUGAUCGUUUCUAUUUGGGCCAUUGGCAAGAGGGAAUCGGAAAACUAUUUAGUUUUGGUGGUCUGGGUGUAUGGACACUAGUAGAUGCAUUAUUGAUUGGCAUACACCAUAUUGGUCCUGCAGAUGGUUCUUUGUAUAUAUAAGUGUAACUUAAAUAAAAUAAUUACAAGAAA
Molecule: messenger RNA, 1038 nt
Organism: Leptidea sinapis
Lineage: Eukaryota; Metazoa; Arthropoda; Insecta; Lepidoptera; Pieridae
Gene: amx
Product: TM2 domain-containing protein almondex
Exons: 4
Coding region: 268-1008 (246 amino acids)
Source: RefSeq, a predicted model, not a curated record